UGGAGGGCGUGGCCGGCCUGUGAAAUGUCAGGGAGGAAUGGCGCUCGGCGCGGUAUUUUGAACAAUCGUCUUUUCCUUUCCUCCCUUUUAUCUGGAAACGCUGCUUAGCUUAAAAUUUUGGGGAUUAACGGAAAGCUGAGAGUUUGCAAGCAUGGAUGUAGUGUCACCAGAGCUCAACAGCCUCCUCCCAGAUGAGAUCAUGGAUACUGAGGAUAUAGAGGAUGUUCCUCACUCUCAACCUGGCACCACUGCAGUCCACUCAGAGCCCAGUGAUGAUGCAUCGGUCCCAAUGGAAACUGAUACACCCGUGGCUUCAGAGAACGUGAGCCUCUGUUCAGAUGCCGCGUUAACCGAACCCACUAAGGCUAUGACCACCUCCACGGCCACAGACUCCAUGCUUAGUGCCAGCCCCAGAAGUCCACCUCCUGUCUCAAAUUCCAGCACAUCGUCUCCUCUUCUUACCAUCAAACCAGCCUUGGCUACUUCGACAGCCACAACCAAAACCACAGACAGUGUUACUGGAACUAGUGUGACUACAAGUGGAUUACAGAAGCUCACAACUCCAUUUACAAUCUCUCCUGCAAAUCGCCAGAUUAUUCUCAAUAAGGUGGUUUCUCAAGCCUCAGAAGCAGCAAAGUCUGCAGGUAAUCCACCCCAGGUCAUCAAGCAGGAUGGACAGAAACUUUUGGUUACAGCUAUAGGAAAAUCGGGGCAGCCUAUAGUGCUUCAGUUACCCCACACAGGCAGCAAGCCUGGCAUUUCACAGACUGCCGGAGACACCAAGUCUCAAGCUCCGCAGUUUAAAGUGGUGACUAUAGGUGGGAGGUCAGACCUGAAGCCAGUGGUGGGCAACCAGGUGACCACAUUACAGACCCAGCAGCUGAAGACUGUCCAGAUUGCCAAGAAGACACCAGCAUCCUCAGCUGCACCGAUCAAGUUUAUCAUCACAAAAACUGUUAACAGCAAAGGUAUAAGUGCCCAGACAUCAAUGCCUCCUGUGAUCACAGGACGGGUUCUGACCCAGAGUUCACCAGUGAUGCCCCCGAGGACCAUUACUCUCUCUGAGCCCCACAACACUAAUUUACAAAGUAUCCCUGGCAAAAAGAUUGCCAUUUCCCCUCUCAAGACUCCCAGCAAGGUGACUGUGGUGUCUGUGGCCUCCCCGACCUCCGGUGCUUCUCAGAAGUCUGUAGCACUGCCUGUGAAUGUAGCACUUGGCCAGCAGAUCCUGACAGUCCAGCAGUCAACAUCUGUAUCUCCAGUCAAGGUGGCCACUAGCCAAUCAACAACGCAGAACAUUAAACCUGUGGCUGUUGGAGGAGUGGGAGGUUCCCAGUUUAAAACAAUCAUACCCCUGGCCACCCAGCCCAACGUGCAGCAGAUCCAGGUGCCUGGCAGCAGGUUCCACUACGUUCGCCUCGUCACAGCAACGACAGCGAGCAGCACAGGACAGCCCAGUGGUCCCAGUACCAGCUCUAUACAGACAGCUAAACCUAUGGUGGUCAGUACAGCAGCAGUCAGGAUGUCUGUCCCAGUUGUCCCAGCACAGACCAUGAAACAGGUGGCACCUAAGCCCUUAACAUCAGGACCACAAGUAGUAACCACCACUCAGACUCAGCAACGUUUGAUCAUGCCUGCGACUCCACUACCCCAAAUCCAGCCCAACUUCACCAACCUCCCUCCAGGCACCGUCCUGACACCAGCUCCAGGAGGAGGGAAUGUGGGUUACGCGGUUGUGCCAGCACAAUAUGUCACACAGAUCCAGCAGCCACCAUUUGUGACGCUUGCCAGCAGCUCUAGUUUUUCUGCAUCCACUGGUAUCCAGACUCAGGCCAGAUUGCCUCUUAAUGGUUUGUCAGCAGCAGAAACAACCUCAAGACCAAGAAAACCAUGUAACUGUACCAAGUCACAGUGCCUCAAACUCUACUGUGACUGUUUUGCAAAUGGAGAGUUCUGCAAUAACUGUAACUGCAAUAACUGCUUCAAUAACCUGGAACAUGAAACUGAACGUCUCAAAGCUAUAAAGACUUGUCUUGACCGAAAUCCAGAGGCCUUUAAACCUAAAAUUGGUAAAGGCAAGGAGGGAGAGUCGGACCGUCGACACAGCAAGGGCUGCAACUGCAAACGCUCAGGCUGCCUGAAGAACUACUGCGAGUGCUACGAGGCGAAGAUCAUGUGUUCGUCCAUUUGUAAAUGCAUCGGCUGCAAAAACUUUGAGGAGAGCCCGGAGAGGAAGACGCUAAUGCAUUUGGCAGAUGCAGCAGAAGUGAGAGUUCAGCAGCAAACGGCAGCCAAGACCAAACUAUCCUCACAGAUCUCAGAUUUGCUCAUGCGGACGACGCCUGUGAUUUCAAGUGGAAGUGGCAGGCUCCCAUAUACGUUUGUAACAAAGGAAGUGCUUGAAGCAACAUGCGAGUGUCUGCUGGAGCAGGCCAAAAAAGCAGAACAGACUCACCAGCCUCAAGUUGAGGCAGAGAGGAUGAUUCUGGAGGAGUUUGGACACUGCCUCAUGAGGAUAAUCAGCUCGGCAGGGAAAGCCAAAUCAGACUGUGCCUCCAUCAACUGCUAGGCUGAGGCCUGUAAAGGCUCUCCACCCUCUAACCCUCCUACCAGCUGUGGAGGCUAAGAGCAUGGAUUACUUUUUGCACUCUGUCCUAGACCCCAGGGUUUCUGGCCUGCAGGGAAACAGGUUGUCUCCUUCAUCAAAAGGCAGAACAAUGAACUGAAGGCAGGCAGAUCCCACCCCCACCCCCCUGCCUUAGCCAAGCUGAGGCCAGCUGGAAUAAUAAAAAACAUGGAGCAGUUGUUUGCACUGUUCACCUAUGCUAACAGAAGGAGAAAUGGACUGGCUUUGAAGACGUUACCAUACUUGCCCACCUGAGUGUGAUGCACACAAAUGACUGAACAGGAAUACAAAUGUUCUUUCACUUGAUUUUCUUUUUUUAAAAUUUUUUUUCCCCAAAUUUCCCUUCCAAACCUCUAUUAAAUGUUUCCUUCACAUUUGCUCUUCCAUUUCACUCUGUUUUUUUUAGGUUUGUUUUGAGGUUUAAAAAAAAUGCCUGUAAUUUUAUGUAAUCCGUAUAUUUGUGCUUUCAGUAGACAAAAAAAGAAUAUGUAUCUUUUGAUAUUUAUUUUCACAGGUAUUUGUAAUCAUUGUCAGCGCUAAUAUUGUGUGGCUUCAAAUGCUACAACAUGUUAAUUAUUAACCAAGGCUAGGCUAAAUUGUUUUAAUGAGAAAUAAGUAGAUGCAAUCUUUGGUUUUAUCCUAAAUCCAAAUGUAAGAUGAGUGCACACACACACACACACACACAGUACAGAAUAGUUGUAACUUGGUUACACUGACAGAGGUUCACAUUUUUCCUGGUGCUGUUUUGUUUUCUUAGUUACAUGCUUACUGUACAUUAAAGACCAAUUACACCCA
Neolamprologus brichardi is the source of this 3421-nucleotide messenger RNA. RefSeq names its product lin-54 DREAM MuvB core complex component (gene lin54). The record is from RefSeq and is a predicted model, not a curated record. Gene Ontology annotation, cellular component: nucleus. Gene Ontology annotation, biological process: regulation of DNA-templated transcription. NCBI's taxonomy places the organism in Eukaryota, Metazoa, Chordata, Actinopteri, Cichliformes, Cichlidae.